Molecule: messenger RNA, 724 nt
Organism: Trifolium pratense (red clover)
Lineage: Eukaryota; Viridiplantae; Streptophyta; Magnoliopsida; Fabales; Fabaceae
Product: 40S ribosomal protein S17-like
Exons: 1
Coding region: 110-541 (143 amino acids)
Biological process (GO): translation
Cellular component (GO): ribosome
Molecular function (GO): structural constituent of ribosome
Source: RefSeq, a predicted model, not a curated record
CCCUCAUAAUCUCAGCCUCAAACCCUAAAUCUCACUCUGUUCUCUUCCUUUUCUCCGCCGCACAUCUCUUCCUUUUCUCCGCCGCACAACCGAGCUUGAGUUUUCAAUCAUGGGAAGAGUUCGCACCAAGACUGUCAAGAAAUCCUCCCGUCAAGUCAUCGAGAGGUACUACUCUCGAAUGACACUCGAUUUCCAUACCAACAAGAAGAUUCUCGAAGAAGUCGCUUUGAUUCCAUCAAAGAGACUCCGAAACAAGAUUGCUGGGUUCUCCACUCAUCUGAUGAAGCGGAUCCAGAAAGGACCGGUCCGUGGAAUCUCAUUGAAGCUGCAAGAGGAAGAGCGCGAGCGUCGCAUGGAUUUUGUUCCUGAUGUGUCGGCGAUUAGGACUGAACGCGUUGAAGUCGAUAAGGAAACUCUGGAAAUGAUUGCUGCUCUCGGUAUGGCUGAACUUCCCGGAGUUGUUCUGGCUGAACCGGUUCCGGUUCAGGCGGCCCCCUUCGGCCGCGGCGUUGGUGGUGCUGCUGGUGGAAGGAGGUAUUAGGUUUAAGUUUAAGUUUUCUAUUAAUUUUUGUCAUCAUGUUGAGACUUUUAGUUUUGAUUUACAUUUGAUGAUUUUGAAACUGGUUUAAGUUGUAAUGGAAUUUAUCUAUUUUUAUUUUGCUUGGUUUUGUUAAUUCCCAUUGAAUCGUAUGAAUUUAUAAUAUAGUUGGAUUAUUAAUUUUGA